UCUGCUAACACCCUACUCCACUGUCGGAGGGAAAAUAUUUCUACCAACAAAUUUCUACCAAAAUUUCCACAAAAACCUUAAAACGUUUCGGUUUCAGCACAACAAGAUUGUGUCAGCUUUCAGCAUAUCACUUAUAUCAUGAGUUAAAAUUUUAACAAAAUGCCUCCAAAAUUUAUGCCAAAAGAAUGGAUGAAGACGCUGACAAACAUCAGGGAAAUGCGAAAACUCGAGGUCGCACCAGUGGAUAGCAUGGGUUGCGACCAGUGCCAGGAUGAAGAGCAACCUGCAGAGAUUCAAAGGUAUCAAAUUUUGCUGUCGUUGAUGUUGUCCAGUCAAACCAAGGACCAGGUCACUCACGCCGCAAUGACUAAACUGCGCGCCCACGGCUGCACCAUUGAGAGCAUUUUAGCCACGCAUGACACCCUCCUGGGGGAAUUGAUUUACCCUGUCAGCUUCUGGAAGACAAAAGUCCGGCACAUCAAAGCAACGACAGCUGUCCUUGCCGAAAAGUACAACGGAGACAUUCCGAAUACAGUGAAGGAUUUGUGCUCACUGCCUGGAGUUGGCCCAAAAAUGGCUCAUCUGUGUAUGAAUAUUGGAUGGGGAAUUGUCACUGGCAUUGGAGUUGACACACAUGUCCAUCGAAUCUCAAAUCGCCUGGGUUGGGUGAAAAGCAAAAAUCCAGAGGACACAAGGAAGCAGCUUGAAGACUGGUUACCUCAGGAGCUGUGGGAUGAAGUGAAUCACCUCCUUGUUGGAUUCGGACAAACAAUUUGCAGGCCAGUCAAUCCUCGAUGUGGCGAAUGCCUCAACAAAGACACUUGUCCAGCAGCCUUCAAAGAAGUGAAAAAGUCUCCAGUUAAGAAAAAGGGUGAAUCUCAGAACUCCGAGGCAAAGCCUAAAGUGAAGAAGAUCGGGGAAGCGACGACCUCCAAAUAUUUUGCCAACAUCAAAACUGAGCCUGUGGAAGGAGACAUUGAGGAAAAUUUGAAGAAGAUAAAAAAGCUAAAAAAAGUUGUUAAACAAGAACCUGUUCUGGAAGCACCUCAAAUAGAAGCUAUUCUCAUCAAAAAAGAAGAGCCAGAGGGAAUCACCCCGACUGGAAGAGUAACUCGGAGCAGAUCAUCGAAAAAAUAACUUGAAAUGUUUGAACCUCUCCUGCAUUUUCAUACUUUCAAAAAGUAUUUUUCAGUACAAAAGAAAAUAGAUUAAUGCCAAUAUAUUAGAUAAGACAAAUGAAAAAAUAAAUGCCACUCUUUUAAAGAGAAA
Molecule: messenger RNA, 1269 nt
Organism: Neocloeon triangulifer
Lineage: Eukaryota; Metazoa; Arthropoda; Insecta; Ephemeroptera; Baetidae
Gene: Nthl1
Product: endonuclease III-like protein 1
Exons: 6
Coding region: 160-1137 (325 amino acids)
Biological process (GO): nucleotide-excision repair; base-excision repair; base-excision repair, AP site formation
Cellular component (GO): nucleus
Molecular function (GO): DNA binding; 4 iron, 4 sulfur cluster binding; oxidized pyrimidine nucleobase lesion DNA N-glycosylase activity
Source: RefSeq, a predicted model, not a curated record